AUGGAGGAUAAGUACAUUGGACUUUUAUUAGCAAUCACUUCAUCUCUAGCCAUUGGAAGCUCAUUCAUUCUUACAAAGAUGGGAUUGAAUGCAGCUUCAGCAGAAAAUAAUUUCGAAGGUGCUGGUUAUGACUACUUGAAAAACCCUAUAUGGUGGGUAGGAAUGGGAACUAUGGCUAUAGGGGAAAUUGCCAAUUUCGCUGCCUAUACAUUUGCUCCUGCUAUAAUGGUUACCCCACUUGGUGCACUUUCCGUUAUUAUUGGUGCCAUUUUAGCCGCAAUCUUUUUGAAAGAGGAACUUGGAAUCUUGGGCAAAUUAGGAUGUGCAAUUUGUUUAUUGGGCUCUGUUAUCAUUAUUUUGCAUGCCCCAUCUGAUAAAGAAAUCCAAACGGUGGAUGAGAUUUUAACAUAUGCUAUGCAACCGGCCUUCAUUAUUUACGUGGUUGUAGUAUCGGUCUUUGCGUUGUUUAUGAUUUCGAGGGUGGUUCCCACUUAUGGAACCAAAAAUCCCAUGGUAUACAUUUCUAUUUGCUCCACAGUGGGAUCUAUAUCUGUCAUGGCCAUCAAGGCCUUCGGAAUAGCCCUAAAGUUGACUUUAAGCGGCAAUAAUCAAUUUACGCACUUGUCUACUUACAUUUUCAUUGUAGUUGUCGCCGUCUGUAUUAUGACACAAAUGAACUACUUCAACAAGGCUUUAGACCAAUUUGAUACCUCAAUCGUUAAUCCACUUUAUUAUGUGACAUUUACCACAGCAACUUUGACUGCAUCCUUUAUUCUAUACCGUAAUUUCGAUGAAAGUGACAGCAAGGAUUCUGUUUCAUUGAUUUGUGGCUUCUUGAUUAUCUUUGCCGGAGUAUACUUAUUGAAUUUGGCCAGAAAGAAGAACCACGAGAAGUUAUUUAGUCAUCAAAAUGAUGUCGAGAAUAUCCCAUUAGACAAUAGCGUGGGAGGGUUCACGGUGAGGAAAUCCUUCCAGGGCACUCACCAUCGUGUGGCAUCACAGAAUUAUCAGAGCGAAGAAAUGGUCCAUCUAACUCAUCAUGACGCAGACGAGGACCUAGAAAGGUUCAGAGUUUGA
Messenger RNA from Lachancea fermentati, 1077 nucleotides. Lineage: Eukaryota; Fungi; Ascomycota; Saccharomycetes; Saccharomycetales; Saccharomycetaceae. The record is from the annotation of a GenBank genome assembly.